AUGAAGUCCACUAAGAUAAACCCUAGUAUAAAACUCCUGACGAUAAUGUUAGAAGGUCAAGAGGUUGGUAGUAGAAGGUUGAUAGACAUCAACCUCCUAGAUGAGGGCUUGGAGGUGACCAUAGUGGGCUUGAUGGGUGAGAUCGCCUUAUUUACAAGAGAGAAGAGACUCAAAGAUUCCCACAACUUGACAGAUAUUUGUUCGAUUGACGUACAUGGUCUCCAUAGUGAACCACAAAAGACAGGCCAAAGUGAUGCGUGCUAG
Molecule: messenger RNA, 264 nt
Organism: Spirodela intermedia
Lineage: Eukaryota; Viridiplantae; Streptophyta; Magnoliopsida; Alismatales; Araceae
Source: the annotation of a GenBank genome assembly